Molecule: messenger RNA, 286 nt
Organism: Meloidogyne enterolobii
Lineage: Eukaryota; Metazoa; Nematoda; Chromadorea; Rhabditida; Meloidogynidae
Source: the annotation of a GenBank genome assembly
AUGCAAGAGGCUAUAGGCUAUGCGGGGACUUUAGAUAGCAAUGGAAUUUCAAUGCAACGUUUUUCAACUGGUGGAUUUUGUCUAUUAGUAUUUAAUCUUACUAAUAGCCAGGAAGAUAAUGGCCCAGAGACUUUUGAUUUAAUAAAGAAUGGAACAACAAGUGUAAAAAUGUCUUUUAAUGAACCGAUUCCACAGGGAGGGGUUGUUUUAAUAGCUAUGGGUGAAGUUGAUUCGCUAUUGAUGUUAGACAGAAACAGAACAAUAACCAGUGAUAUUUCAGUAUAAA